AUGGCCCAGUCCAAGCCAGCUUACAAGGUUGCCGAUAUCUCGCUCGCCGAGUUCGGACGCAAGGAAAUCACCCUUGCUGAGAACGAGAUGCCAGGACUCAUGGCGAUGCGCGCCAAGUACGGACCAUCCCAGCCAUUGAAGGGAGCUAGAAUCGCCGGAUGCCUCCACAUGACCAUCCAGACCGCCGUUCUCAUCGAGACCCUCACCGCUCUCGGAGCUGAGGUCCAAUGGUCUUCCUGCAACAUCUUCUCCACCCAAGAUCACGCUGCCGCCGCUAUUGCCCAGACCGGAGUCCCAGUCUACGCCUGGAAGGGAGAGACCGACGAGGAGUACGAAUGGUGCAUUGAGCAAACCAUCGUCUUCAAGGAUGGACAACCACUCAACAUGAUCCUCGACGACGGAGGUGAUCUUACCAACUUGGUUCACGCUAAGUACUCCCAAUACCUUCCUGGAAUCCGCGGACUUUCCGAGGAGACCACCACUGGAGUCCACAACUUGGCUAAGAUGCUUGCUAAGGGAGACCUCAAGAUCCCAGCAAUCAAUGUCAACGACUCUGUCACCAAGUCCAAGUUCGAUAACUUGUACGGAAUCCGUGAGUCUCUCCCAGACGGAAUCAAGCGCGCCACUGACGUUAUGCUCGCCGGAAAGGUCGCCGUUGUCGCUGGAUACGGAGACGUCGGAAAGGGAUCUGCCGCUUCUCUCAAGGCCUUCGGUUCCCGUGUCAUCGUUACCGAAAUCGACCCAAUCAACGCUCUUCAAGCCGCCAUGGAGGGAUACGAAGUCACCACCCUUGAGGAGGCUGCUCCAAAAGCCAACAUCAUCGUCACCACCACCGGAUGCAAGGACAUCGUCACCGGAAAGCACUUCGAGCUUCUUCCAAAUGACUCCAUCGUUUGCAACGUCGGACAUUUCGAUUGCGAGAUCGACGUCAAGUGGCUCAACGCAAACGCUACCAAGAAGGACACCAUCAAGCCACAGGUCGACCGCUACACCCUCAAGAACGGACGUCACGUCAUCCUCCUCGCCGAAGGACGUCUUGUCAACCUUGGAUGCGCCACUGGACAUCCAUCUUUCGUCAUGUCCAACUCCUUCACCAACCAAGUUCUCGCUCAAGUUGAGCUCUGGACCAAGUUCGGAACUCCACAAGAGUACAAGCUCGGACUCUACGUUCUUCCAAAGACCCUCGACGAGGAAGUCGCUGCUCUUCACUUGGAGAAGUUGGGAGUCAAGCUUACCAAGCUCUCCGACGACCAAGCCGCCUACCUCGGAGUUCCAAUCGCCGGACCAUACAAGCCAGACCACUACAGAUAUUAA
Messenger RNA from Caenorhabditis briggsae, 1314 nucleotides. It is a transcript of the gene Cbr-ahcy-1, whose product is annotated as Protein CBR-AHCY-1. Bases 1 to 1314 code for a protein of 437 amino acids. Gene Ontology annotation, molecular function: adenosylhomocysteinase activity. The record is from RefSeq and is a predicted model, not a curated record. Gene Ontology annotation, cellular component: cytosol. The transcript is spliced from 3 exons. Gene Ontology annotation, biological process: L-methionine cycle. NCBI's taxonomy places the organism in Eukaryota, Metazoa, Nematoda, Chromadorea, Rhabditida, Rhabditidae.